GUCUUCACAAGAAAAGAAGGCGUGUUUUCGCAUCAAUUUUUGCACGGUAGAGAGGAUUUGAAGCAGCCCUGCAGGCUGCUCUGCGUCCGGUAAUGGACACAUACUCCUCUGGGGAAGAACUGGUUAUUAAGGCAAGAAAACCAUAUACAAUAACUAAGCAACGGGAGAGAUGGACGGAGGACGAGCAUAAUAAGUUUCUAGAAGCCUUGAAGCUUUAUGGACGAGCAUGGCAGCGGAUAGAAGAACAUAUAGGAACAAAGACUGCUGUGCAGAUCAGAAGUCAUGCACAGAAAUUCUUUUCAAAGGUCAAUUGCUACCUUCUCACCUUAUGCUUGUAUGAGAUGUAUUUUUUCAAUUGCAAACAAUAUCUUUACUCUUGUUUACAGUUAUGUUGGAUGAGCAGAACAAUGAGAUCUGAGAGUUGCUGGGAUUGUGGGUGUGACGGCGGUGACUCGCUUCUAACAGUGGCUACUGGAUGA
Messenger RNA from Quercus robur (English oak), 479 nucleotides. Its product is annotated as protein LATE ELONGATED HYPOCOTYL-like. Gene Ontology annotation, molecular function: DNA binding. The coding region runs from base 93 to 479 and encodes 128 amino acids. The transcript has 4 exons. NCBI's taxonomy places the organism in Eukaryota, Viridiplantae, Streptophyta, Magnoliopsida, Fagales, Fagaceae. The record is from RefSeq and is a predicted model, not a curated record.